GGGCCGGUUCGGGUCACAACGAGUCAUCCACAGUGAAAACUAAAAAGUCCAUCGAGUCCAAAAGCUUACAUCUGAUCUCUCUCAACAAACUAACACUAGCGCACAUUAGCAAUCUCCGCCGUCUAACCCACCGUGUGAUUAACGUUAAUGGAGUCUCUGUUCGACACGAUCAAUGUUCGAGACCUUCUCUCGGCCCAAGAUCUCUCCGACCCGAAUUCCCCUCUCUCGGCGCCGGAUCUUCGGCUCCUGAUCCAGCGCCUCGAGUCUCAUUCCCUUCAGAUCCGGUCGCAGGUGCAGUCCUACCUCGUAUCGCACCGCAACGACUUUGCAAGCCUCUUCUCCCUCUGCAACGACGCCGUUUCGCAGACGCGCCACGUCUCCGAUGAUGUUUCCGGCAUUCUGCGCCUUCUUUCCGACCGUCCGAUCGACGUGGAAGUACGCGAGGUGGUGGAGGAGAUGAAGGCGAAGAAGGAGGAAUUGAAGGUGAAGAGGGAGCUGUUAGGGUUGGUUGGGACCGUUGUAGCACUGAACCAGAGGUUGGAGAGCGUGAGGGAAGCGUUGAGCAGUGGAAGGUUCCAAUUCGCUGCUCAAGGGUUGAAGGAGUUGAAGGCGGUGUUGAGGGUCGGUGAUGAGGAUGAUAGGGAGCCUUUGGUGUAUGGCUUGUUGAGGAAAGAGUGGUCUCAUUGCUUUGAAGAGAUUCAAGAAGUUCUUGUGAAGUUUAUGGAAAGGGCUGUACGAUUUGAUGGGGACUUGAAUCAAGUUGAAGUCAAAUAUCAUUUAAAAGUUGAUACUAUGAAUGGAAUUCUGUUACAAACAGUUAUUGAGGCAAUGGAUGAGGUUGGUAUUCUUGAGUAUGGGCUUGCUAAAGUUGCAGAUUUGAUGAUCAAGCAUGCCAUCACUCCUUUUGUAAAUCGCAGACAACCUCUUUCUUUUUUAGAGGAAUUGAAUGCAGAAUCAGCUGUAUUGAGGAUAGUUCCAUCACCAGAUAAUAAGCUUGAAUAUUUGGAUGGGGAGUUUCUCUAUUCAGGGAUUCUUCUGUUUAUCAAAUUUAUUUACAGAACCAUUUGCUUCCAGAACAGUUCUUGGACCCGAUGUUUUGGAAGGUUGACAUGGCCCAGGAUAUCAGAACUAAUAAUAUCUAGCUUUCUGUCAAAGGUUGUCCCAACAGAUGCAUCAAAACUUCCUGAUUUUCAGAAGAUCAUCAAAUGUACAUCUGAAUUUGAGAGAGCUUUAAAAGAGCUUAUGUUCAUUUCAGCAUCAGAUGACAAGGAUAACAGGCUGAGCAAUUUUGCUGAAAAUGUUGAGGUGCACUUUGCAUUUAAGAAAAAGACCGAGAUCUUGGCUAAAGCUAGAAAUCUGCUCCUAGAAUGUGACUUCUCCAUUCCUCAAGAGUAUACUAGGGAUGGUUCUGUUUGGAAGAAUGAUAGAACUUCUGUCCAGUCAUCCAGCCAUGUGGUAGAUUUGCUUUUCUUAUCAGAGAGGUGUUUGGUAUCCAAAGCAGCCAAACAAUUGAUGGAGCUAGUUCAUCAGACGCUGCAGGAUGUUUGCCUGUCAUCUACAAGAGUUGCUUUGGAAUUUUAUUAUGCAGCUAGAGAUGCUUUACUUCUUUAUGAAGUAGUUGUCCCUGUCAAGCUAGAGAGGCAGCUUGAAGGCAUCAAUCAAGUAGCUGUUAUGAUGCACAAUGACUGUCUUUAUCUCUCCCAAGAGAUACUUGGGUUUUCAUUUGAGUAUCGAACAGACUUUCCAAGUUCCAUGAAGGAGCAUGCUGUGUUUGUUGAUUUGGCUCCAAGGUUUCAGCUUUUGGCAGAAGAAAUACUGCAGAGACAAGUUCACCUUGUUAUAUAUAAUUUGAAGGAGGUUAUAGAUGGUGCUGAUGGAUUUCAGAAUACUCAUCAGAUGCAACAAUUUGAGUCAGCUAAAUUCAGCAUUGACCAGGUUGUUUUCAUACUGGAAAAGGUGCGUAUCAUAUGGGAGCCACUUUUGCUGCCUACAACUUGCAGAAAAUGCAUGUGCACAGUCUUAGAGUCAGUUUUCUCAAGAAUUGCAAGAGAUAUACUUCUAUUGGAUGACAUAGCUGCGGAGGAGACUUUACAGCUACAAAGACUUGUUCAUUUAAUGCUAGAAAACGUAUCAUCUUUACUUGAGUCCUUGGCCGCUGAGGAUCAGAAUUCACUUGAGUUCUCUCCGGAGACUCUUGAAGAUUUUAUCCCAUCUUUACGUAAAAUCCGCAAACUAUCAGAAUUGUUAGAUAUGCCUUUAAAAUUCAUUACAGCUUCUUGGGAGAAUAAAGAAUUGCUCUCUUGUGGCUUUACAAUAACUGAGGUGGAAGAUUUCAUAAAAGCUAUAUUUACAGACUCACCUUUAAGAAAAGAUUGUUUAUGGAGGAUACAAAAUGCGAGCUUUUAGGAUUCAUCUAAAUUCCUAUGAAAUCUACGAGGGUCAAAGAACAUACUGGAGUUUGAGAUUAGAAAUUCAGAGAUGUUACUCCAAAGCAAAAGCGAGUUUGAGCUGCUGCUCCAAAUAUUUCAGUAGCAGAAAGUAAGUGCGGCUUUGACGCGGAUUCACACUGAUAAAUUUUCCAAUUGGGGGAGCCUUCCCCAUGUAAGAUUUUGUUGACGUAAUUCCAUGCUUAGCACUUUGAAUUUAUAGUCUUCCUCCCGUUAAAGCAAAAACUUUGGGAGGGAGUGUUGUGCAGACUUGAGUCUAGUUUUCAUUGUAGAGCAUUCUAAACUGUUGCAAAUUAAUAGGAAACACGAGAUAUGAAUUUAAUGGUAGAUGUAUACAUGUAAUGCUACUACUACAAGGCGGAUUUUCAGUGAGACAAUUUUUAGAUGUAGAUGAGCAAUUGUGGUUCAAAUGUUGGAAAUAGCAUUUUUCCAUUGGAUCCG
Messenger RNA from Abrus precatorius (Indian licorice), 2888 nucleotides. Its product is annotated as centromere/kinetochore protein zw10 homolog. Bases 148 to 2406 code for a protein of 752 amino acids. The transcript is spliced from 14 exons. NCBI's taxonomy places the organism in Eukaryota, Viridiplantae, Streptophyta, Magnoliopsida, Fabales, Fabaceae. The record is from RefSeq and is a predicted model, not a curated record. Gene Ontology annotation, biological process: endoplasmic reticulum to Golgi vesicle-mediated transport; mitotic spindle assembly checkpoint signaling; mitotic cell cycle. Gene Ontology annotation, cellular component: chromosome, centromeric region; RZZ complex; nucleus.